GUAUGUUAAUAAGAGGCUCGUGCACGCCGCCAUCCUCAGGUAGACUAUUUCAGGUGGGCGCAUCCGUCGCCUCGGUAAAAAAAAAAAAAAAAAAAAAAGUUAAUGACUUAAAUUGAACUAAAUAACUCCGAUUUGACAAGAGGCUCAUUAGAGUUAAUACAAUUCAGAACGUGAACAAAAUAAAACCCAAGAAACAGCGGGGCCUCUGCUGUGAGUUAAAACACUCUCUUGUAAUAAAUAAAGAUACAUAAUACGCGAUGCGUUUCCCCUUCAAACUCAGGGUGGGAUUCUAAAAAAAAAAAAAAGAAAGAAAGAAAAAGGAAAAAAAAUCUCUCCACUCUGAUGCGUGUUUGGCGCUGCUGCGCAUGCGCCAGUGGCACUUUCACUACCUGCCACACAAUCCUGUAUUUCACAUGGGGCAAGCGGGAGUUAUCAUCCACUUGCGUAAAUGCUGCUGCUGAGUGGUGGUUGACAGUCUCAGGCGACAAGACGGCGUGUUUUCUCCCCUCACUCCUGCUUGCUGAAGGUGUAUCACCGAUAGAUGCCACCAUGAAGCUGAAAACAUAAGUUGAACACUCACACGGACGCUGCCACUUGUACUUUUCAGAAGAUAAUCAGCGGUGGGAUGAAGAAUUGAAGUCUUAAAGUGCGUUUGUGCCAACAUGUCUAAACCAAUGGAUCACGUCAAACGCCCGAUGAAUGCUUUCAUGGUUUGGUCCAGAGCCCAGCGCCGAAAAAUGGCUCAGGAGAACCCAAAAAUGCACAACUCCGAGAUCAGCAAGAGAUUGGGAGCGGAGUGGAAACUUCUCACCGAGUCUGAGAAAAGGCCAUUCAUCGACGAAGCCAAACGACUGCGAGCGAUGCAUAUGAAGGAACACCCAGACUAUAAAUACAGACCGAGGCGGAAGCCCAAGACUCUGAUGAAAAAAGAUAAGUUUUCUUUCCCUGUGCCCUACAAUCUCGGGGAGCACGACGCACUCAAAGUUAACGGGCUUUCCACUGGAGCACUUUCAGAGUCCGUCAUUGGGAACCCCGAUAAGGCAGCAGCGGCUGCAGCGGCCGCGGCGGCGAGGGUAUUCUUCAACCCGUCCAUGUCCACGAACCCCUAUUCGUUUUUUGACCUGGGAUCCAAGAUGACCGAGCUUUCCCCACCUUCAUUUCCGUACGCGUCUCCGUUGGGCUACCCGCCGGGAGGCGCCACGGCUUUCACCGGGACUGGAAGUGUAGGUGGCGGGACGCACACUCACACUCACUCGCAUCCGUCCCCUGGAAACCCAGGCUACAUGAUCCCUUGUAACUGUACGGCCUGGCCCUCAGCAGGACUCCAGCCGCCCUUAGCAUACAUUCUGCUGCCCGGGAUGGGAAAACCUCAACUUGAACCGUACCCUGCAUAUGCUGCGGCAUUAUGAUAGGACCACUUUGGACUUCUGAGAAAAAUGAAAUGUGAAAACAAAACAAACAAAAACAAAAACAAACAAACAAACAAACAAAAAAAAGCUAUUCAUGCAAGAGUUUUAUUAUGCAUGCACAAACUUGUACAUGUGAUGAAGUGCUCGUCGUCUCAGAUAUCACAUGUGUAUGUAUAUUGAUUAAUGCCUUUAUCUAAGGUAAUGCUUAUUUAGAGAACUCUCUAAUCUAUUAUUAUCCAGCCAUCACCUCUCACAGGAAAGAGGGAAAUGGACUAAAGGAUGGCAGACAUGCACAAAUUUGAGAGGAAAGGGUAUCAGAACAGUUUGUGAAAACUCUUUUUGAAAGGUACCCUGUUCGAUUUCUAUCUUUUUGCAAGUUGCACCUGCUUGACUAACCUGUUGGAAUCAAGGACAGCAUAUACAGUGACCAUAUUAAUCACAGGAUCACAGCAUUUCCUCUCAGAUAACAUGAUGUAGGGUUCUAAUCCAUGGAUCAAGGAGGAUUGUCACAACAACCCCCCCCCCACCACCACUACCCUCUCUUGAAUGACUGUAAAUGUGUACAGAUAAAAUGACUCUAGUUUAUUUGCCGUUAUAGGCUUAGUGUUUGAGAUAGGGCCAGGAACCUACGUAUUUCACUAGAAAUCCGGUGUAUAUUUUGAGUUUUUAAACCGUUUUAUAGAUGUCUGUAAUAUUUAUUGUUUAGUGGAAUCUAUGGUGACCCAGACAAUUUUAAAUUUUAAAAAGGAUAAGACUAGUUCUGUAAUAUUUGCACAUGAAACGUAGAGGAUGUAAUUUAUUUUGAAGGUGAUAUUCAAUUUCAGUGCAUUGCAACUUUCAGGUUUGAUUCACCAGACCGUUUUUUUUCUAAUCAGUUUAAAAAAAAAGAGAGAGAGAGAAAGAAAAAAGUUCAAAGUUAAAUGCAAAUGGAAGUUUAUUCAAGGAGUUUAUCAUUUUCUUGGUCCCUCACCCUCUCACCCCUCGUAUCAUGUGCAGCAGAAGAGAAAAAAAAACGUUUUUAACUAACUCUUAUGGAAUUUGUAUGUUUUGUGUUUUCUUUAACCUCCGUUAUGUACUUCAGCCUAUUGCUACUGUUCACUUGUUGAGCAAAGGACUACAAUAAAGCGUAUUCGGAUUAAACGGAA
This is a messenger RNA of Toxotes jaculatrix (banded archerfish), 2554 nucleotides long. RefSeq names its product SRY-box transcription factor 21b (gene sox21b). NCBI's taxonomy places the organism in Eukaryota, Metazoa, Chordata, Actinopteri, Toxotidae. Gene Ontology annotation, molecular function: RNA polymerase II cis-regulatory region sequence-specific DNA binding; DNA-binding transcription factor activity, RNA polymerase II-specific. The transcript is spliced from 2 exons. The record is from RefSeq and is a predicted model, not a curated record. Gene Ontology annotation, biological process: regulation of DNA-templated transcription; anatomical structure morphogenesis; cell differentiation. The coding region runs from base 663 to 1409 and encodes 248 amino acids.